CUCUCUCUCUCCAUUCCUGUGGAUUUGUUCCUGCAAAACCUUGGUCAUCCAAGCUAGUCUGACACCCUCUCACUAUGGCUAGCUUUUGGGAUACUCUCAAGUUCUGCCUCCUCCUCCAAAUCGUCUCCAUCUCUCUGGCUCAGUUUCAAGGUCCACCAGGAGAACCUGGACCAAGGGGGCCCCCAGGUCCGCCCGGCAUUCCAGGAGCCGACGGCAUCGACGGAGAUAAAGGUCCACCAGGUGCAGCGGGAAGCCCUGGAACCAAAGGAGAACCAGGCCUUCCAGGUCCAGAUGGCCCUCCGGGGAAACCUGGGAUUGAUGGUCUAACGGGGGCAAAAGGAGAACUGGGCCCAUCUGGAAGACUGGGAGUCAAAGGCCAACCCGGACUUGUAGGACCACCAGGUCUCCCAGGGCCUUCCCUUCCAGGAACUCCUGGCCCUCCAGGUCAAGUUGGACUUCCAGGAGAAAUUGGGGCUUUGGGACCCAAGGGGAUACGUGGACCUGAUGGGCCACGGGGGCCUCCUGGACCUCCUGGGAAGCCGGGCCCGGUUGGCCGCAUCCAAGGAGUGGAAGGCAGUGCCGAUUUCCUGUGCCCAACCAAUUGCCCACCCGGACCCAAAGGACCUCAGGGAUUACAGGGUCUGAAGGGACACAGAGGCCGCCCUGGAGCCCUGGGAGAACCUGGCAGACAAGGAAAACCGGGUCCGAAGGGUGACACAGGUCCCUCUGGAGAACAAGGAAUCCCUGGCCCUCCCGGCCCUCAAGGUCUGAGAGGAUAUCCUGGAAUGGAAGGACCUAAAGGAGAAACGGGUCCCCGUGGUUAUAAGGGCAUGAUUGGAACCAUUGGUGCUGCAGGUCCUCCGGGUGAAGAAGGUCCCAGAGGUCCCCCAGGACAGGCUGGAGAGAAGGGAGAAUUGGGUGCACGUGGUUUCAGGGGCCCUCAAGGAGAAAUGGGCCCCAAAGGAAGAACUGGUCUUCCUGGAAUCGAUGGUAAAGAUGGUACUCCAGGGAUUCCAGGAAUAAAGGGCAGUGCGGGGCAACCGGGGCGUCCAGGUCCCCCAGGGCACCGUGGAUUAGCGGGCUUGCCAGGCACACCUGGGACCAAAGGAGGCCCAGGAGAGAAGGGUGAACCCGGCGGACGUGGCCAGCGAGGUUUGUCGGGUUCACCUGGGAAAAUGGGUGAGCCUGGACCUCCCGGAGAAGUGGGGCCACAGGGGGUUGCUGGCAUGAAGGGAGAUCGAGGUGAGAGGGGCCCAGGGGGUCCUCCAGGACUGCAGGGAAGAGCGGGUCCCAAAGGGGAACAGGGGCCACCAGGAAUCCCAGGUCCACAAGGUCUCCCUGGAGUUAAAGGCAGCAAGGGCUCCCCAGGAAAAACUGGACCCAAGGGUGACAUUGGAGAUCCUGGAGUUGAGGGCCUCCCUGGAGAGAACGGGGAGAAGGGUGAAUCGGGUGAGCCAGGACCAAAAGGACAGUCAGGUGUCCGCGGAGAAGUUGGCUUUCCUGGACCAACUGGGGAUGCAGGGGCACCUGGUGUUAGGGGUUUCCCAGGACCCCCUGGACCUCGCGGACUUGGUGGGGAGCGAGGCGUACCUGGCAUGCCUGGACCGCAAGGUGCUCCGGGAAGGGACACAGGAGAUCAGCACAUUGUUGAUGUGGUCCUGAAAAUGUUGCAAGAACAGCUGGCGGAGUUAGCUGUGAGUGCCAAAAGAGCAGCCCUGGGCGGGGCAGGUGUGAUGGGACCACCAGGACCUCCAGGACCACCGGGGCCUUCUGGUCAGCAAGGGCUACAUGGACACCCAGGUCUUCGUGGCAUCCCAGGGAUCAUUGGAUAUCCAGGAGCAAUUGGCAAUACAGGACCGAAAGGAAAGAGGGGUGAGAAAGGAGAGCAAGGAGAAUCUGGCCGUGGACAUCAAGGGAUGCCAGGUCCACCAGGUAUACCAGGUCUCCCUGGUCGCCCGGGCCAUGCCAUCAAUGGCAAAGAAGGAGAACGAGGCUUUCCAGGUAAUCCAGGAGAAGCUGGACGCCCUGGCUUACCUGGACCUGCUGGCCUUCCUGGGUUCUGUGAGGCAGCUGCUUGUCUAGGAGCGUCGGCCUAUGCCUCGGCUCGCAUGACUGAACCAGGCGCUGUCAAGGGACCGUCGUACUGAAUGUCGCCAGCAGAACCUUCUGGUGUCUCCUGGACUUCGUCAAGUCAGAGAAAGCUCCCUGUUUGGCAUUGAGGGAUACAACACACCAGAACUUGGGGGAGGGGGCAAAGAGAUGGGGAACCACCGAUCUUUUGGGAUGAGAGACCUCUUCUUGAUACUUGGACAUCAAAUGAUCCCUUCAUGUUUUGCUGGUGAGAAGGUGACACUUGGCCACUGUGAGUAGCUUAAGUCCAGCUGAAUGAAAAUGCACCCAAUGAGCGUUUUGGAGAGGGACAACCCAUCAAUAAUUUGGAUAUUAGAAUCUUUCCACUCUUGGACUUUCAUUCAUUGAAAAGUCUACUUGGAUUGGCUGACUUCCUUUUCACUGUUUUCCAUGUUAUUCUUGAUGAGAAGGGGAGGAGGGUUUUAUCUAUCUUGGAUCCAAAUCACAUUUUCUAGAGUCUUGUGUAGUGACCUUGCUACCAAAUAAAAUAGCACUGCAUUGAGAAGAUCUAUGGAAGACAUUCAUUGAAAUGACUCCUGAUAUUUGAUUAGGGCCCUUCCACACAGCCAUAUAACCCAGAAUAUCAAGACAUAUAAUCCACAGUAUCUGCGUUGAACUGGGUUAUCUGAGUCCACACUGCCAUAUAAUCCAGUUCAGGGUGGAUUUUAUACAGCUGCGUGGAAGGGACCACAAUUAUGUAUGUGGACAAAA
This is a messenger RNA of Anolis sagrei ordinatus, 2841 nucleotides long. The record is from RefSeq and is a predicted model, not a curated record. NCBI's taxonomy places the organism in Eukaryota, Metazoa, Chordata, Lepidosauria, Squamata, Anolidae.